Lonchura striata (white-rumped munia) is the source of this 1239-nucleotide messenger RNA. NCBI's taxonomy places the organism in Eukaryota, Metazoa, Chordata, Aves, Passeriformes, Estrildidae. The record is from RefSeq and is a predicted model, not a curated record.
AUGGCUGCCGGUGGCGAGUCCCGGCGCCGGGAUGUGCCGGGGGACCCGGUGGCACAUCCUGAGCACUGGGAAGUGCCGGCUUCCCCAGUGGCUGCCAGUGCUGCGUCGCUGGCAGCCUGUGCCGGGCUGUGCCGGGCUGUGCCCGUGCCCGCAGCGGCGCCGGUGGUGACCCCUGAGCCCUGGGAUGUGCCGGAAGGUGCCAGGAUGCACUGGUGCCACAUCCUGAGCACCGGGAUUGUCCCCGCUGCCGCCCCAGCCCCUCCGUCCCCCCAGGACCUCCCCGCAGUGAUGGAGGGGCGCGGGGAGGAGGCGCCGGAGCCGGAGCUGUCGGAGCCAUCGGAGGAGGAGGAGGAGGAGGCGGAGGAGGAGGAGGAGGAUGAAGGCUCCGGGGUGCGGGUGACGCCGGCGCUGCUGAAGGCCACGACGGGCGAGUUCUCGCUGGAGUCCAUCCUGCUGCUGCGGCUGCGGGGCCGCGGCAUCGCCCACCUGGGCUGCCUGGCCGACUGCUCCAACCUGGAGUGGCUGGACCUGUCGGGCAACGCCAUCGCGGGGCUGGCGCCGCUGGCCGCGCUGCGCGCCCUGGCCGUGCUCAACCUGGCCGGGAACCGCGUGGCCAGCGUGGAGCCGCUGCGGGGCUGCCUCAGCCUGCGCCGGCUCAACCUGGCCGGGAACCGCCUGCGCAGCCUGCGCCAGCUGCGCUGCCUGCGGGGCCUGCGGCACCUGGAGAGCCUGCGCCUGCGGGACCCGCUGGGCAACCUGGGCAACCCGCUGUGCGCCGCGCCGGCCUACCGCGCCGCGCUGGCCGCCAUGCUGCCCGGCCUCAAGGCCAUCGACGGGCAGCGCGUGGCCGGGCGCGGCAGCGAGCUCUUCCGCCUGUGCGGCGAGCUGGACGCCGCGCUGGACGGCGACGGGGCGCCCGCCGCGCCCGCCGAGCCGCCGCGGCCCUGGGUGCGGGCCGGCUUCUGGGAGGCGCGGCCCGCGCGCCGCGGCGCCGUGCUGGAGGAGGCCACGCGGCAGCUGGGCCAGGCCCUGCGCGAGUGCCGCGAGCUCGGCCGCCGCGCCGACGACUCCAUCGCUCAGGCCCGGCGCGCGCUCGGCCGCCGCCACCACGGCGACUUCGGCUUCUGAGCGACCGGCCGGGCCCCGGAGGCGACGCGGCCUGGAGCCCACGGUGUCGCAGCUGUGGCACCCCAAAGAUGGGAAUGGAGAGCCCCCUGAGCCACCCAGCCCAAAGCCACC